This is a messenger RNA of Brassicogethes aeneus, 1511 nucleotides long. NCBI's taxonomy places the organism in Eukaryota, Metazoa, Arthropoda, Insecta, Coleoptera, Nitidulidae. The record is from the annotation of a GenBank genome assembly.
GUUCUGCGUUGAGUUUCUUGUUGUGGAGAGUGUUUUAUCGGCAUUUUAAAUAAAAUGUAAACAGUUUUGUGUUUAUUGUGAUUGUAUUCGUUAACAAAGUGCGAUAAAAUGGCAAAACGGCUUACCGAAGAAAUGGUCAUUGCCAGGACAAAAAUAUCGGACUUGUCGAAAAUUAAACGGCUCAAUUGUUGGGGCAGUGAAUUGGGAGAUGUGUCUUUAUUAAGAAAAAUGCCAUGCGUUGAAGUUUUAUCUUUAAGUAUAAACAAAAUCAACACCCUGGUAGACGUGCAAUUUUGCAAAAGACUCGAAGAGCUAUACAUACGCCAAAAUGACAUAAGGGACCUAAACGAAGUAGUGUACUUACAAAACUUACCGAACCUCAAAAGCCUCUGGCUUGGGGAAAAUCCAUGCGCCAAUGUGGAAGGAUAUCGGAUGUCGGUGAUCAAGGCGUUGCCACAGCUGCAGAAAUUAGAUAACGUAGCUGUCACUCCCGAGGAAGUUAGGGAUUCACAGAAAAGGGGAAGGAGUUUAAGUCAUCCUGAAGACCCUCAGGAGAGCGAAGAGGAAUAUGUGGCGCCUCAACCCCAAUACAAUAACAGAUACCAAGAAUACUCUGAAUCGGAAUACAGCCCUUCGCAAAGAGUAUCGCCUAGACAAGAGACUACUACGACUGAGUACGAGCUAGAGGACAGUGAGGACAUCUAUCCGCGGGAGGAGGUAUCAGAGGAGGGCAGUAGGGAAAGUAGGGAGAACAGCCCUCCCCCAAGACAAGUUAGUCCGCCUAGGAGGGCGGAGCCAGUUCAAAGAAAUUACAGUCCAGAACCAUCAGAAUAUAAUAGAAGAAGAGACAGUUAUGAAAGAGAGAGUUCUCCAAAACAGAACCAAUACUAUGAGAAAACAGCAACAAAUUCAUUUGAAGAAUCUAACUCAUCUGAAAAUAAUGGUUUUCAUAGGGAGGUGAAGUUAGUUACAAGUCAGUCGGCCAAUUGCAUUAAGGAAUACACAAACGGGGACCGAUACGUCCCUUCGCACAACUUCAGGAAUUCUGCAGAUGACAGGAGCGAUGUGGCAUCACAGCCAGGACACGAAAAAAGAUGUCCUGCCGCAUUUCGACAUCCGUUUAAUCAAAGGCGGCCAGUCACAAGGAACUCGAACAUCCUCUCGGCGGUGCUCUGCCUGGUAAAAGAGCUGGACUAUCCGAGCCUGGAAGUAGUCGAAAUGGCCGUAAGAUGUCGCAUGGACGAGCUGGACGAAUGACGAAAAGUCGGCGGAGGCGGCGCCACGCAUGCGCACUACGACCAUCACCCGCCCCCCGCAGCACAACAAAACAACAUCGAAUAGCUUUAAACAUUCAGCCUGACUUACGUUUUGUUUACUUAAUUUUGUAGCUUUUUCACAGUGGGAUCCUUCAUCAAAUUCGACAUUUUUCGUUUUUACUUUUUUCAAAGAAACAUAUUCUUAUGAUUUUUUUUUAAUUUUCAUAAAAUUAAAUCAUGGAAUGGCGAAUUAUU